UGCGCCCAGCGUCUCCUGGUGCUGCUCCUUUGGGGGUGAGGAGCACCAGCCUGCUACCCCCUCGUCCCAGCCCUUCCUUGGUUUCUUUCUUCUUCCAGACCCUUCUUGGAACAUAUCUCUGUGUUCCUGAUCUUACUGGUGCUUGUACAGUAAACCCAAGAUGGUCUUAAAGCCAAAUGAUUUUUACUAUCGCCUUUUUUUUUAAAGAUUUAUUUUUGCAUACAAGAGUUUGGGUGCAGGCCAGAUGUAUGGGGGUGAGAGGAUUCACCAGAGACCCAGUGGAGAGCAGAACUGGAGGAUGGACUGAAACACACUGCUGAGGGGAACUGCAGGGAGACAGGAGAGGUCUGCUGCGCCCUGUGGGUCAGCUCCCUGAACUCAGGCCCCAGUGGCUGGCAAUAGCUUGAUAGUGCUGAGAUUUUUGACCCCUGCGCCACCAGGCAGGCCCUGCCAUCGCUUUUUUAAUUUUUUUUUUAAAGGAAAGCUUCCAAAGGUCUUAAGGAGUCUGGAAGGGAAAAUAAGCUGCCUCCCUAAACUCAUCUGAGACUAGCCCCUUGAGAAAAUGUGCUCUCCUCCCCAAAGCCCGCCCCCAGACAGGCAGGGUUUUCUUGGGCAAGCCUGCUCCUUGGGACGGGAGGUGGUAAAACCUGUUUGGAAGUGAGGUUGCCUCCCUUCCACACCUCCCUCUGCGGAGGCCAGAACAACAGCAGAGAACAGGAUAGUGCCGAGAGGUGAAGCUCCCAGGACGGAAGGCAGCAGGCAGCGCCCAGGGACUGUGCAGAUGGGGAGCGCACAAGAGGCAGAAGGGACGCUUGAUCUCGGGGUCAGGGAGAAGGCAGAGGAGGCAGGGCCGGGCGGAGCCCUGAGCCUGGGGGAGCUGGAGCUGAAGGAGGAAUGGCAGGACGAGGAAUUCCCCAGGUUGCUUCCCGAAGAGGCGGGCCCUUCUGAAGAUCCUAACAGCGAUUCGCAGGCAGGUACCCCCAGCACGUUGGCCCUGGGUGGCCAGCGCCCCAUGCGGAAGCGACUUUCUGCCCCAGAGAUGCUGCUGAACCUGACCGAGGGGCCUGGAGCCCGCGGAGCCUCCCCCACCUCCUUUGAGCCUCCCUCCCCUGACGGCAGCUCCGACCUGGAGGUGGACGAGCUGGAGACCCCUUCCGACUCAGAGCAGCUGGACAGCGGACAUGAAUUUGAGUGGGAAGAUGACCUCCCCCGGGCCGAGGGGCUGGGGGCCAGCGAGGCAGCGGAAAGGCUGGGCCGGGGCUGCAUGUGGGACGUUGCCGGGGCAGAUGGGCGUCGCUGGAGGGUGUUCCGAACAGGACAGCAGGAGCAGCGGGUGGACAUGACCGUCAUCGAGCCCUACAAGAAGGUCCUGUCUCACGGAGGUUACCAUGGCGACGGCCUCAAUGCCGUCAUCCUCUUUGCUUCCUGUUACCUGCCCAGCAGCAGCAUCCCCAACUACACCUACGUCAUGGAGCACUUGUUCAGGUAUAUGGUGGGAACCCUGGAGCUGCUAGUGGCCGAAAAUUACCUGCUUGUCCACUUGAGCGGAGGCACCAGCCGGGCCCAAGUGCCCCCCCUCAGCUGGAUCCGCCAGUGUUACCGCACGCUGGACCGGCGGCUCCGGAAAAACCUUCGCGCCCUGGUGGUCGUCCACGCGACUUGGUACGUGAAGGCCUUCCUGGCGCUGCUCCGGCCCUUCAUCAGCUCCAAGUUCACGCGAAAGAUCCGUUUCCUGAACAGCCUGGGGGAGCUGGCCCAGCUCGUCUCCUUGGACCAGGUCCACAUCCCCGACGUGGUCAGGCAGCUGGACCAUGAUGCCCACAACUCAGGAGGGACCUAGCAGGGCCUGGAGUGAGGCGCCUGAGAGCCCAGCAGACGCCGCCUGCCUGCGCCAACCCCAAGCACCUGUGCUGCUUGUAACCUCCUGUCUUCACGCCAGCGGGGCCCUCCUCCUGGACCCCUGUUCAGGCCAGGCUCUGAGUCUGGAAGCCGAGGUGCUGGGGAUGUCCAUGUCAGCGGUCAGGGUGCAGGGAGCAGGGCUUCGUGUGGGAAGGUGCAUGAACCUUCCAGAACCUUCAUCUCGGGGGUCUCCUUUUCCUUCUCUGCAUCUAGGGCUGAGGGCCUUCCCCUCUGGGUGUUGCAGGUCUGCAGGGGGUGGCAGAGCGCAGGGUUUCUCUGAGGCGGGGAGCCCGCCUUCUGGGGCCGGGAGUCAGCGCCCGAAUUCUUGAAGAGCCCCCCAUUCCCUUCUUCCUUCUGGGUGGCGUCUGUUGCCGGGGAGCCGGGCGGGGGCGCCUCGCGGCCUGUGUGUGUGCCCCGAUUCCGCUUAAUAAACUGCCGUGAGCGA
This is a messenger RNA of Talpa occidentalis (Iberian mole), 2344 nucleotides long. It is a transcript of the gene BNIPL, whose product is annotated as BCL2 interacting protein like. The record is from RefSeq and is a predicted model, not a curated record. The coding region runs from base 782 to 1840 and encodes 352 amino acids. Gene Ontology annotation, cellular component: cytoplasm. The transcript has 10 exons. NCBI's taxonomy places the organism in Eukaryota, Metazoa, Chordata, Mammalia, Eulipotyphla, Talpidae. Gene Ontology annotation, biological process: apoptotic process.